Molecule: messenger RNA, 1894 nt
Organism: Nelumbo nucifera (sacred lotus)
Lineage: Eukaryota; Viridiplantae; Streptophyta; Magnoliopsida; Proteales; Nelumbonaceae
Source: RefSeq, a predicted model, not a curated record
CUAACUAUGUUGGUCUCAUCUAUAUAUACCAUCUAUUCCUGCAUCUCAACCUCAACCCAACAUUAAUUCAUCUGUCUGAAUUUCAUUACUGCCACCAUGGUUCUACUUAACUACAGCCUUUUCUCAUCGUCAAUUCUCCUCUUCAUCGUCCCAUUCCUCUUCAUCCUUAUCUCCGGUCUUCAUUUGGGUAAGAAGUCGUCCUCAUCUCCGGUGAGUAAGCUGCCGAGAUCUUACCCACUUAUCGGCUCUGCAUUUGCCAUCUUCAAGAAUCGGAAACGACGAAACCAAUGGUUUGCAGAGCUUAUGAGAGACUCCCCCACUGGAACCUUUGUUCUUCAUCGCUUUUUUGGUGUUCGUCAUGUCUUAACUGCCAACCCCUCUAAUGUCCAACACAUCCUCAAAACCAAGUUCCAUCUCUACCCGAAAGGCCACACGGCUCGAGUCAACCUCUCCGAUUUAAUGGGUGAUGGAAUCUUCAACGCCGACGGGGAUAACUGGAAGUUUCAGAGGCAAGUCUCAGGCCACGAGUUCAGCACGAGGUCUCUCCGGAAGUUCGUCGAGACUGUUGUCGAGGCUGAACUCUCCGACCGUCUAGUUCCCAUCCUCUCAAAAGCUGCUGCCGAGAAUUCUGUUCUCGAUCUGGAAGAUAUACUUCAACGGUUUACCUUCGAUAACAUUUGCAAGAUUGCCUUUGGGUUCGACCCACAAUACUUGUUGCCAUCGCUCCCAGCCACAGAAUUCGCCGUUGCGUUCGAUAACGCCGUUCGGAUUACCAGCGAACGUAUGUACUCAAUAUUUCCGGCUACCUGGAAGCUGAAAAGAGCACUUAAUAUUGGAUCAGAAAAACAGCUACGGAUUUCCGUCUCGCAAGUACGAGAAUUUGCACAGAAUAUAGUGAGAGAGAAAACAAGGGAACUUGAACAGAAGUCUUCGUUAGAAACUGUGGAUCUUCUCUCAAGAAUCUUGAGUUCUGGCCAUCUGGAUGAGAAGUUCGUGACGGACAUGGUGAUCAGCUUCAUUUUAGCCGGUCGAGACACGACGUCAGCGGCAUUGACGUGGUUUUUCUGGUUAGUCUCCAAUGAUUCUCACGUAGAAGAAGAGAUACUAAAGGAGAUAAGAGAUAAACCCGAAAUAUCAGUGUACGACGAGGCCAAGGACAUGGUUUACAUUCAGGCGUCGCUCUGUGAAAGCAUGAGACUAUACCCACCGGUACCCAGUGACACCAAAGAGGCGGCCAUGGACGAUGUUUUGCCAGAUGGCACGAUAGUGAGGAAAGGAACGAGAGUAAUCUACCUCCCUUACGCGAUGGGUAGGAUGGAGGGAUUGUGGGGCUCAGACUGGAGGGAGUUCAAGCCUGAGAGGUGGCUGGAGAGGGAUGAACUCACCGGAAAAUGGAGCUUCAUGAACAGAGAUCCCUAUACGUACCCAGUGUUCCAAGCUGGGCCGAGGAUAUGUUUAGGGAAGGAGAUGGCGGUUUUGCAGAUGAAGAGGGUGGCUGCCGGUCUUCUGCGACGGUUCCGGAUGGUGCCAGCUGGGGAGAAAGAACCAUUCUAUAUAUCGACGUUGACUUCGAAGAUGAAAGGAGGUUUUCCGGUGAGGAUUGAAGAAAGAAAAGGCAGUUAAUCUCGUCAUUUGUCACUACUUGCAGAAGUCGGUGUGAAUUGUAAGAGACAUUUCAUUUUAAAUCUUGGCUUUGACCAGAAUGAAUCCACCAUUGCUAGAAUCGUAAUUUUAUGUUUGUAACUUAAAUAAUAAUUACAUUUAGGCUUUGUAUCAUGGAUCAAAAUUAGCGACCACUUGAUUCAAUAUUAAUGGGCAAUUCUCAAUCUGGAUCACCUGGUUUCUGAACAUUGAUCCCAUAUAUUUACAAAUCAUUGUUUCGACUUUGAAGAAA